AUGGGUUGUACUCAAUGUCGAUCAGGUAUGUUAUAUGCUAUUUGUAGUGAUUUAUUAAUUACUGGUGCUACACUAAGACAUCCACAGACAUUGAAAAACAAUACAAGUACACGUAAACAGCUAUAUGCUGGUUACGAAAUUGUAGCUAAAGAUUCAUUACAAGAUAAAGCACACGCUUUAGUACCUGAAACCAGUUUAACAUUAAGUCUUCUUUGUGAUUUAAUCAAUUUUUGUGGUCCUGCUAUAGAGUAUAUAAGCCACCCAUCAGUUACAUCGAUCAACACUUUGUCAGUUCCAUAG
Messenger RNA from Rotaria sordida, 300 nucleotides. The record is from the annotation of a GenBank genome assembly. NCBI's taxonomy places the organism in Eukaryota, Metazoa, Rotifera, Eurotatoria, Philodinida, Philodinidae.